AUGUUAGAAAAGUUUCAUUGUGAUUUUAUUAUCAACUUCUUUGGUGCAGUUUGUGUACCAAGUAAAAUGAGUUUAGUCACUGAAUUUGCUGAAUGUGGAAGUAUAGAAGAUAUAAUGAUUCAUAAGAGUCGUAGAGAUAUUUCAAAUCUAAUGAGGAACAAAUUUGUGUAUGAUGCAGCUCGAGGAAUUUUGUAUUUACAUAACAAUGGCAUUUUACACAGAGAUAUCAAGCCAGACAACAUUUUAGUUGUAUCAAUGGAUUUUGAAAACAAAGUGAAUGCUAAAUUGACUGAUUUUGGAAGUAGUAGAAACAUCAACUUGUUGAUGACUAACAUGACUUUCACCAAAGGAGUUGGAACACCAAAGUACAUGGCGCCUGAAGUGUUGAAUAAAGAAAAAUAUCGAAUGCCAAGUGAUAUUUUCUCUUUUGCAAUAACCAUGUAUGAAAUUUUCAAUUGGGAAAAAUGUUACAACAAAGAAAAUUUUAAUUAUCCGUGGAACAUCGUCGAGUUCGUAGUCGCUGGUAAGCGACUUGAAAUUGGAAGUGAUAUGUCUAAUGAGCAAUUUAAAUUAAUACAGAGUGCUUGGAUUCAAAAUACCAAAGAGCGUGCGACUAUUCAACAAAUUGUUGAUGCUUUGCAAAACAUGAUGUAA
This is a messenger RNA of Entamoeba invadens IP1, 654 nucleotides long. Its product is annotated as serine/threonine protein kinase HT1, putative. The transcript has a single exon. Gene Ontology annotation, biological process: protein phosphorylation. Bases 1 to 654 code for a protein of 217 amino acids. Gene Ontology annotation, molecular function: protein kinase activity; ATP binding. The record is from RefSeq and is a predicted model, not a curated record. Lineage: Eukaryota; Evosea; Mastigamoebida; Endamoebidae.